AUGGACAACGACGACGGACAAUACGGCCACGGCGUCGACGGCCACCACCUGCAAGACCUCCACGACGACGACGACGACGCCCACGACCCGGAGGCGGCGGCGAGAGCAGGGUCACACGCCCACCACCACCACGAUGUGAGUUACGCCGCCGUGAUGGGGAUGCCUGACAUGAUGGGCGGCGGGAUGCCCACGUUCUCCUCCGCGACGUACCCUGCAGUGGGCAGUGACGGGUCAGCAGCCGCCCUCGAGAUGCCGCAGCUGGCUCCGGCGUACAUCACGGACGGCUACCACCUCCAGCAGCCGCAAACAUGGCAGGACCCGCUGAUGGCUGACCACGUCGACCCUACAGACCCCGUGCAAUGGACCUGGGCCAAUGCCGCCGCCGCAGGCCCGCAGCACGUCGUCGCCAUGACGCAGCAGCAGCACUACGGCGUGGCCGCGCCGCCCACGGACGCGGCGGGGCAGGCAAUGGUCUACUAUAACCACAACAUCCCGUACGGGAGCAUGCAAGAGGAUCUCGGUGGCGGCGGCAGCAGCAGCGGCGUGGACGCCAAGGGGAAGCGGAAGCAGACGAGCAGCAGGGCGGCUACUACGACGACGACCAAGAGCCGGCCCAAGGCGAGAUCCUCUCACUCCUCUUCCAAAUCGACGGCCAAGUCCGCAAAGACGACAGCGACGCCGGCGACAGCGACAACGACAACAUCCUCCUCCUACCCUCCCUCCUCGAAAGCCUCGCCCACCUCCACGAUGAGCACGGCACCUACCGAGCCCGAACCGCCCUCGACAGGGUCGCGAGGCCGACGCUCGAGCACAAUGGCCGACGCCGGCAGCAGUUACUACAGGGAACAAAUAAGCGGCGGCGGCGGCGACUACGGCGGAGGGCCGUCGUCGUCCAAAAAGACACAGACGCAGCGGGACCGGGAGCAGAACCGCGCCGCGGCGACCAAGUGCCGGGCCAAGACCAAGGCGGCCAUCAACAAGCUCGAGGAGGACGAGCGGUACGCGAGCGAGCAGCGCGCGUACCUCGCGGCCAUCGCAGACCGCCUCCGCAGCGAGGUGCUGUUCCUCAAGUCGGAGCUGCUCCGCCACAGCGACUGCGACUGCGUCCUGAUCCAGCAGUACCUGGCCCGGAUGGCCAAGCUCAUCAGCCAGGGCUCCGACGAGGAACCGGCCCUGCCCGCUGGGCCCAGCACGUACGGAGACGGGGACGUGGCGGCCCCGCCCGGCGCGCCAGACGAGCGUGGAUGA
Messenger RNA from Thyridium curvatum, 1248 nucleotides. RefSeq lists its product as uncharacterized. The coding region runs from base 1 to 1248 and encodes 415 amino acids. Gene Ontology annotation, biological process: regulation of transcription by RNA polymerase II. The transcript has a single exon. Lineage: Eukaryota; Fungi; Ascomycota; Sordariomycetes; Thyridiales; Thyridiaceae. The record is from RefSeq and is a predicted model, not a curated record. Gene Ontology annotation, molecular function: DNA-binding transcription factor activity, RNA polymerase II-specific; RNA polymerase II cis-regulatory region sequence-specific DNA binding.